AUGUUGUACACAUUGGCUUGGAUUCUGAUCAUAUACGUCUGUUAUUCUCUAUGUGACGGGGAUACUGUAUCGUUAGUCAACAAUGAGAGAUAUUCAGUGGCUCGGGAUAGAAGAUUCCUUCUCUAUGAUGUGAAUCAUGGAGAAGGGUUCAAUCUUAGAAGAGACGUUUACAUGCGCAUUGCUAAUGCUGUAAGAUUGCUUAGAAAAGCUGGAGAGCCGUUCAUCCUGGUGCUACCACCUUGGGGAGGUCUCUACCAUUGGAAGCAACCAAACGUACGAUUGAAGUGGUCCGAGUUCUUCGAUGUGAAAAGCUUGAACGAAUUUGUGCCUGUUCUAGAAUUCGAAGAUUAUCUACAAGAAUAUGGCACGUUAAUAGAUCAAGUUGUUUAUCUGCAACACUACAAGGAAGGCUGGAGUGACGAUUACAUAUUGAAAUACGACCGGAGGGAAUGUAUUGAAGGCUCGCGUUUCUAUCGCAGGGAAGGACAUUUAUGGCGUGGCUGGUUCUUUUCUUAUGACGAGGUUCGUGCGAAAAAAUUCGAGUGCAUAUCGAUCCAAGGAGAUUCGGAAACAUUGAAGAAACUCAUCUUAAACCAGUACCCUGAGACUUCAAGCAUCUUCAUCGAUCGUGGUGAAGCUAUUCUGCAUCAGCACUACGGCGACGUGCAUUAUUGGCAAGCGCGACGAAGUAUGCGUUAUGCAAAGCAUCUUGUAGAAAUUGGCGAUUUCUUUAGAGAAUCGCAACUCGAAUCCACCGAUGAGCAGGAUAGGACCCAGCUCGCUGUCUCCCGAAAUGACGUCAAGAACCGUGAUGCUAUAGGUGGUAACUUCCUUUGUGCUCACUGGAGACGUAGAGAUUUCGUACGGGCUCAUGGUGAUGAAUUGCCAAGUAUAAACGGCGCAGCAAAACAAUUGAAUGACCUCUGUGAAAAAGCGAGAGUGACGCGCAUUUUUUUGGCCACUGAUGCGUCAGAGUCAGAGGUGGAGCAGUUGUCCGCGAUGUUACGUGUUCCUGUAUUAAGAUUUAAAAACUCGACACUACCAGAUGGAGCGGUUGCGAUUAUUGAUCAGUGGAUUUGUGCUCAUGCCCGAGUGUUCGUGGGAAGUCACGUAUCUACGUUUUCCUACCGCAUCCAGGAAGAUCGUGAGAUUCUUGGAUUCGCGCCGAACACCACGUUCAAUCGGUUGUGUCCUGACAAAUUGAACAACUGCGAACAACCGGCGAAAUGGACAAUCGUUUAUGAAUGA
Angiostrongylus costaricensis is the source of this 1248-nucleotide messenger RNA. The record is from the annotation of a GenBank genome assembly. Lineage: Eukaryota; Metazoa; Nematoda; Chromadorea; Rhabditida; Metastrongylidae.